CAGGCGAGUGGUGAUUGGCGGGCUGGAGCACCGGGACCGUGGAGCGCGACAUCUGGUUUUAGGCGGGAAUUGAAACCGCCGCUGCUGCUCUCCAGCUCCAGAGCACGGCUGCUCUAGGAAAGGCCCCAUGGCGCGCCCUACCAGAAAUAAAAAACCAGUCAACUAUUCACAGUUUGAGGAUUCUGGCAAUGACUCUGAUGAUGAUUUUAUUUCUUCAUCUAUACCUGUAAAGAAGUCAAAAACCGUGCCAAAGGUUUUAAAUCAAGACAAACCAAAACCUAACUUGAAGAAUCUUCAAAAAGAAGAGGUCUUAUCAACAGAACCCCCUAAAAAAAGGGUGGCUUUAGAUGACAAGGUCUUCCAGAGAGGCCUAGAAGUUGCCCUGGCUUUAUCUGUGAAGGAACUUCCAACACUCACCAACCAAGUGAAGAAGUCCGAAGAGAAAAGUAAUGACAAACAAGGCAAAGGGAAAACAGAGAAAACAGAUAAACCUCCUCGUGUCUCUAACUGCAGUGUAACCAGUGAUGAUGUAGAUUUGGACAAGAUAACAGAGGAGGGGGACAGCGCCGGUGUUGAAGGAGAGGCGAAAGCAACAUCUAAAGCCAGGGCUCAGCAGAGGAGGGUGCUUCCAGAAGGCGGCGGCGGUGGCGGCAGUGCUAAUGACACUGAGCCAGAGAGUGCGACUGGCGAAGAUUCAGAAAGUGAUCCUGAUUUUGAUGAGAGUGAAGAAAGUGAUGAAGACUUUGGUGUGAGAAGAAGUAAAGAAACAAAGAAGAAAACAGUGCAGAAAAAACCCGCAGGGGGAAAGAAGGAAAGGAAAUCAAAACCGAAAUGUGAGGCGGCAUCGGUGACUUCAGUGGACCCUGCUCCAGCUGCCAUCAAGUCAGGAUCUCCACCCUUACCCCAGGCAGUCGGCCUUCCUUCUGAGGCCGCUAGGAAACCAGCAAUAAUGUGCAGCCCUUCAUCCGAGAGCAAGAGGCCCAAGUGGGUCCCCCCAGCUGCCUCUGGGAGCAGAAACUCGAGCAGCAGCGCAUCGGCAGGAACACCCGCCAAGUCCCCAAGUCAGAGCCUGCGGCUGGGCCUCUCCCGAUUAGCGCCAGUUAAGCAUUUGCAUCCAAGUGCCACAAGCAGCCAAGUGCGAUAGCAGGAAAGGGCUGCUGGGACCCUGGGACUGCAAAGCGGGUUGUCAUUCAGCUUCCACAUAAAAGAGCCUUUAAUGGAUCACAUGAAGGACCAUGUCUGUGCCAUUCUGGUCUCAUCAGAGCCUUUUGUCCUUCAGCAGAGAGUUCUGGGACCUCUCCUUGUGCCACUCGUGAAGAGUGUGUUGUGUUUUCUUACGUUUUAUAUGUCACCGUCACUCGGGCUCUGCGGCACAUCUGUAAUCAUGUCUCCCAGCUCUGUCUGGCAAGGGGGCAUCCUGGGCUCCUUCAGGAGGCGUUUCUGGAAUCUCUCCUAUACUACAUUCUUCAGGUUCAUUACGAGCUUGCUCUCUUUGUCCAGGUCUUUAGUAAAAAUUCUGCUUUUGUACAUAUUAAGAUGUUGACUGUACUGCAGCAGGUGUCCUUACAUGGGAACAGAUGGUUAGUGUACAGCAGAUAGAAUUUCAUAACACUGUAUGAACUUGUCCUUGUCAAAACCUUUAAUAAACGUGAAAAGAUUUAAAAUGUGUUCAUUGACAUUGUGGAUCUACAUUUUGCUAAAAGGAGGCUUCUGUGGUCAGCAUAAGCAAGGGCAAGCGGGGCCUUCAUCACUGUAGAAGCCCAAGGUUGAAAGACUGUCACCUCGGCACCUGUUAUUAGCUAAUGCAGCCUCUCAAGAAGCUUAGAUUUAUUGUCAAUAAAAUUAUUUUUAUGGUGAGAAUGUCAACCUGUUUCUGAUUACUUUUUAAUAAAGAAUUUCAUGUUUUCUGUAAAA
Molecule: messenger RNA, 1914 nt
Organism: Apodemus sylvaticus (European woodmouse)
Lineage: Eukaryota; Metazoa; Chordata; Mammalia; Rodentia; Muridae
Gene: Rad51ap1
Product: RAD51 associated protein 1
Exons: 9
Coding region: 128-1144 (338 amino acids)
Biological process (GO): double-strand break repair via homologous recombination; interstrand cross-link repair
Molecular function (GO): double-stranded DNA binding; single-stranded DNA binding
Source: RefSeq, a predicted model, not a curated record